This is a messenger RNA of Hydractinia symbiolongicarpus, 958 nucleotides long. RefSeq lists its product as uncharacterized. The coding region runs from base 1 to 864 and encodes 287 amino acids. The transcript is spliced from 3 exons. The record is from RefSeq and is a predicted model, not a curated record. NCBI's taxonomy places the organism in Eukaryota, Metazoa, Cnidaria, Hydrozoa, Anthoathecata, Hydractiniidae.
AUGAUACCUGCUACAUGUUUAGAGUUGAAGGAGAGAAUUUUGUACCACCUAUCUUCGAUUCAAACACCAGCAAACGUUGUGAUAAGAACCAUAGAUACUGACGUGCUGAUAAUUGCUCUUGGCUGCCUUAGUAAGUUACCUAACAGCUUGAAUAUUUGGAUGGAAACCGGUGUUUACACUAAAAAUACAUUAAGGUACAUAAGUAUUAAUCAAAUAUACCAGAAAUUGGGCAAAAAUAUUUGCAUGGCCUUGCCAGCAUACCAUGCUUUCACUGGAUGUGACUAUACAGCAUCGUUUAGUAGGAAAGGAAAAAUUCGACCUUUCAAACUACUAGAAAAAAAUGAAAGUGUGCAAGAUGUAUUUAAACAGCUAGGAACAAAUCUUGAUGUCACAGAUGACGCUUUUGCAACGUUGGAAAAAUUUGUAUGCAGCAUGUAUGGAAAAAGGAAUCUAUCAUCUGUAGAUGAAGCUAGGUUGGUAAUGUUUUUGGAAAAGUAUAAACCAAAAGGAGAAAAUGAAGCAAUUUCCUGUGUUAAAAAGUUUGAUGGAAGUUCUCUACCACCUUUUUUACGAGUGUUGCGUCAAAAGAUUUAUCGAACAAAGUAUGUUGCACAGUUAUGGAUGUCAUCAAUAACGUCCGAGCCUCCAAAUCACCUUCCUGAAGACAUGGGUUGGCUGCUGAAAGAUGGCAGCUAUAUCAUUAAGUGGUACGAAGGCGAAAUGUCUCCAAAAGCAGUAGAUGUCACCAGCAAUGAAAAUUAUUAUGGAUUCUCCAGAGAAGUAGAAGAUUUUGAAGGGUUUGAUGAACUGUCAAGUGAUGACGAUUCAGACAGUGAUGACGAAACUAGUGACGAAGACGUGUAAUGAUAAUUUAAGAUGCUGAUGCAGAACAAUAUCAAUCAUGCUGCUAUAACCUAUUGUACAUAUUUAUAUUUUAUUAAAUGCUAUCAGAGCAUUU